Messenger RNA from Nerophis ophidion (straightnose pipefish), 1415 nucleotides. RefSeq lists its product as uncharacterized. Bases 38 to 1147 code for a protein of 369 amino acids. The transcript has 4 exons. Lineage: Eukaryota; Metazoa; Chordata; Actinopteri; Syngnathiformes; Syngnathidae. The record is from RefSeq and is a predicted model, not a curated record.
UGGACGCACACAUUUCUACUUGUUCACUUACUCCAAUAUGAGUCUGAAGACCGGGUUGGUGGUCCUCCUUCUCUGCAUGCCAGGGCUGCUCAGUGCUGAGUGGGGGGGGACCUAUACUGAGAAGGAGAUCUGUGCAUUUAAAGGAUCCACUGUAAAGCUUCAGUGCAAAUUUAAGUUCCCGCCCACAGAAGACGGGCGUGAGAUCAAGGUCAAGGAAACAUUUUGGUUCACCAAAGCUUCGCCUGAAGAUCUGAGACUGGACCCUGAGUACUUUGGUGGUGUGCAGUCUGAGUGUCAUGGCAACAUCUGCAGUCUGACCAUCGCAGACGUGAGACGGACUGACGACUACACGUUCAGAUUCACAACUGACCAUUCCAGAGGAGACUUCAUCGUCACGCCUGGUGUCAAAGUGACCGUCACUGAUCUGAAAGUAGAAGUGUCUUCAAGUCCUAGGUAUGAAGAUGACAAAUAUUGGUAUGAUCUGAAGUGUGUCAGCGACACCUGCAGUCUUAGGUCUCCUUCUUCAUACGUCUGGUAUAAGAAUGGAGAGAAAAUCCAAAAUGCAAAGUCCCAAGUGUACACAGUAGAGCAUGACUCCAAAAACAGUUACUCCUGUGCUGUGAGAGGACACGAGCAAGCUGUGUCUCCUCCAGAGUGUGUGGUGUACAGCUCAUGUAAGGUGGUGGUUUACCACAAGAGACACAUCUGUGCCAUCCAAGGAUCAUCAGUGGACAUUACCUGUGAAUACACGAGCUAUGAAUAUACCAAGAACAAACUCUGGUUCCGUACAAAUUCUAGUCACUGGAGGAACCCCUCCAUGACUGAAGAUCUGCAGUCAGACCCUCAGUAUGAAGGUCGUCUUGAGUUACCUUCAGAGUCUUAUAAAAAAAGCACACUGAGAAUAAAACAUGUGAGGCAGAGUGAUUCUGCCGAGUACCGCUUCAAAUUCACCACUAAUGAUGGUUUUGAAUGGAGGAGUAUUUUACCUGGAAGCACCUUGACAGUCGCAGGUAUGAACACACCUGACCAAACAUGCCCAAUAAUACAACUAUAUUACAAUGAAUACUUUGGAUUAGAUUACAAAAUAGAUAUAUUAUGUACAAUACUGUAUAUUACAUUAUGUUUGAUUGUUUUGCCAAGUCACUAAUCUUUUCUAGUGUUUGAAUGCGGGUCAGAUGUAAUUUUACUUUGAAAUACUGUAUUUCCUUGAAUUGCCACCGGGGCGCUAAUUAAUUUAAAACCUCUUGUCACUCCGGCACUUACCAAAGGCAUGCAGUAAAAAUAUGAGUGUAAUGUAAGGAUUCAAUCAUGAAAAGCACAUUUAAUAAAAAUAACGUUAUUAUGGUCUUACCUUAUAAAUGAAGUCCAUGCGCAGCUCCUUCUGAUUAAAAGCAUUGAUAACUUGUUUAUAGAAG